Molecule: messenger RNA, 578 nt
Organism: Aspergillus fijiensis CBS 313.89
Lineage: Eukaryota; Fungi; Ascomycota; Eurotiomycetes; Eurotiales; Aspergillaceae
Exons: 1
Coding region: 113-436 (107 amino acids)
Source: RefSeq, a predicted model, not a curated record
UCAAACUACCACAACAUAGCUAUGCUUAACCGAAUAGAUUGUAAAUAAUAUACCCCCACUCCGCUUCUGUUGGGAUUUCAGGCGCGUAAAGGUAUUCAUACUUGCACAAUUUAUGGGAGAAUGGAAAGGAUUAAAUAACGUCAUCAUCUAUUUCAUCAUGGAAUCACUACAGCCUUGUGCUCUGCCAGCUGCAUUCUUUUUGGGUACUGUGCAAGCAAGCAACAAACAAAAGCAUGAUGCACAGCCCAGACCGGACAAUGUCGUCGAAACAGUAAGCAAAAACCAAAGCACAAGCAUAAUGGAAUACGCCGCGAAUUUAUCAAAUCCUCGAGAAUUUCUUUUGUGUCGACUCCAACCCCGUAACCUGAUCGGUUUCAAGGCCCCAACCCUAAGAAAAAAGCAUGGACAUGUGAAAGAAAACAACAUGGAGGGAUAAUAUGAAGAUAGAAAUAAAAGGCAUCAUAACUUGAGUGGCGGGGUAAGGUGAGAGGAUCAGUAGGCAAAAGGGGGUGGGGGGUGGGGGUAGAGGUGGGAGGUUAAGCCACCAAGUCACUGUUGACCUCAAUUUCGUGCAUCCA